Messenger RNA from Leptinotarsa decemlineata (Colorado potato beetle), 2797 nucleotides. RefSeq names its product Nucleolar protein 14 homolog l(3)07882. Gene Ontology annotation, cellular component: small-subunit processome; Noc4p-Nop14p complex; nucleolus. Gene Ontology annotation, biological process: maturation of SSU-rRNA. NCBI's taxonomy places the organism in Eukaryota, Metazoa, Arthropoda, Insecta, Coleoptera, Chrysomelidae. The record is from RefSeq and is a predicted model, not a curated record.
CAUAACCUAACAUUUUACAUGUGCCCACAUUAUCGUUUGUUUACAUAUUUAUAUAUUAAUUAUAUUAUUCAAUUCACAGUUCGGGCCGCAGUGUAUAAGUGAGUGAAUAUGGCCAAAAUAAAAAAUAAAUCGAAAUUUUCUGCAGAUCGAAUCCAUAAGAAGAAAGAAAAGUUAGGUACAAAACCACAAAUGAACCCUUUUGAAGUGCAUGUAAAUAAAGAAAAACUAAGAGUUAUAGGAAAAAAAGCAAAAAAUGAUAGAGGUUUACCUGGUGUAUCUAGAGGGAAAUCCAUCGAAAAAAGGAAAUAUACUCUCUUGAAGGAAUAUAAAGUUCAGAACAAGUCAAAUAAAUUUAUGGAUAAGCGGAUUGGUGAAAAAAGCCAUGAAAUGACUUCUGAAGAUAAGGCUAUGGCUCGGUUCACUGCAGUAAGAAUCAAAGCUCAUAACAAAAAAAGUAUAUUCAAUCUUGCGGAGGAUGAAAUUUUGACACAUAAAGGACAAACUCUAAGUGAAAUUGAAAAAUUUGAUGAUCCAAGAUCUGAUGAUGAAAGUUUGGAUGAAGAUUCUGGAAAAUUGGAAAAAGAUUUUGUAGGUGAGGCUCAUUUUGGAGGAGGUAUUCUUAAGAAAACUGGAGUUGAGGGAGCAAAGAGUCAUAAAGAUCUUAUCGAUCAGUUAAUAGCAGAGUCAAAGAAAAGGAAAGCCGAAAAACAGAAAGCCAAAGAAGCUACUUUAGAAUUAACAGAAAAGUUAGAUGAAGAUUGGAAAGAUUUACUUCCUCUUGUCAAUAAGAGCAGAAAAACAGGAGAUGAUGGAAUACAAAAAUCCAAAGUUGAUAAUUAUGAUCGACUCAUGGGAGAACUCAGAUUUGAGGCUAGAGGUACAGUCUCGGAUCGUCUCAAGACUGAAGAUGAAGUAGCUAAAGAAGAGAAAGAUCGACUAGAACAACUUGAAAAGGAUAGACUGGCACGAAUGCAAGGAUUUGUUAAUGAAAGUAAUGUUAAAAUUAACCACAGAAGCGCAGAUGAUCUGGAUGAUGAUAUUGUUUAUGAAGAGGAUCCUGAUUAUGUGCUUAGUUAUAACACAGAAGGUCAGUCAAAUUUUGAAGUGAACGCAGAUAUUAAUGGUAAAACCCUCAACGGAAAUCAACUGCCAGAGGAAGAAGGUAGUUGUGAUGAAAAAUCUGAAGAAAUUGAAAAAACUUCAGAUGAAGAACUAGAAACAGAUUCUGAAGAUAAUUUAUCUGACUUGAAGGAAGAUACCAGUGAAAGUGACGAAAGCGAAACAGAAGAAGCGUUUGAAAAAGUUGAAGACAAACUAGGAGACGAAGUUUGUCAAGAAGUUGAGAUAAAAAAAUCCAACGAAGAUAUUGAAGCCCAGGAAAAAAUCAAACGUGAACUAGCUCAGAGAAAGGAAAUAAUGGAGAAAGCUCGGAAUGAGCUUCCUUACACAUACAGUUUACCUGACUCUUAUGAAAGUUUAUUGAAAUUAUUUGAAAAUCAACCAAGUACUCACCAGAGUGUCAUUCUUGAAAGAAUUAUCAAAUGCAAUCAUCCAAGCUUAUCAGAAGGAAAUAAGGAUAACCUUGGAUUACUUUUUGCAUAUUUACUUCAGUAUUUGAAUGAUUUGUUCAGUGAAAUUCAACAACUGAAUUCUGUUAAGAAUAGUUUCGAAAUAUUUCGCAGUUUACUACCUCAAAUAUAUGAGUUAGCUCAAUUGAAUCCAGAAAAUGCACAUAAUUCAGUAUUGGAGGUUAUUAAAGAAAAGCAUCAAGAGUAUAGAAAAAAACCAAAAACAUAUCCUGGAUUGGAGGUUUUUGUAUUUCUUAAGUUGGUUAGUAUAUUAUUUUCAACAUCAGACUUUCGGCACCAAGUUGUUACUCCCUGUUUCAUUUUCAUAGAACAGAUACUUAACCAUUGUAAGAACAGAAACAGAAGGGAAAUCAGUUAUGGAAUAUUUCUUACCACUAUAGUUUUAGAGUAUACUUCAAUUUCCCGACGAUAUUUACCUGCCGUCAUUAAUUACCUAGCAGGGCUUCUGCAUAUGGCAAUUCCAAAAACUGGGGUGAAACUAAUAAAGGUCAUUCCUCCAUUCAAACCAACAUCAAGUAUUCUUGUUUUAUUGAAAAAUUUCAGUUUAAAAUAUGACAAGACGCUCCUAAUGGAGAGUACUGACCUAAUUCGAAUUGAUAUAGACGAGGACUUCAAAUUGAGAACCCUUUACAAUGUUACUAAAUUACUGGAAGAGUUUCAUCAUAAUCUGAGUGAACUUCCUAGUGCUGUUGAAAUUUUUGAACCUGUACUAAGAUAUUUGAUACUUAUACCUACCACAAAUUAUCCGGAACAAGUGAGAAAUGUUAUGGAAAAAUUGAAAACGUCUUUGAAGGAGUCUAAAAUUGAAAGGAAACUGGAAUAUAUAGUUAUGGAAGCUAAGAGACCCAAGGCUUUAAGAUUAUAUGAACCCAAAAUUGAAGAAGUGUAUGAUGGCAAACGCUUCAAAGUACAAUCAAAAGAAAAGGCUGAACGUAGCAAAUUGUUGCACAAGCUCAAAAAUGAGAGAAAAGGGGCAAUAAGGGAAAUCCGUAAAGAUAAGGCAUUCUUAGGGAGAGUAAAAAUAAACCAACAGAUCAGAAGCGACAAUGAAAGAAGAGAAAAAGUCAAACGUAUUUAUGCAGAGGCAGCCAUGCAGCAGAGUGAAUUGAAUGAAUUAGACAGAAAGAAGAAACGAAAGAAGUGAUGUUAUGAAUAAUAUUGUUGAUAUGUACAUAAUUUUUAAUAAAAUACAGAAAAUUGUACGUGAA